Auxenochlorella protothecoides is the source of this 1323-nucleotide messenger RNA. Its product is annotated as putative Ufm1-specific protease. NCBI's taxonomy places the organism in Eukaryota, Viridiplantae, Chlorophyta, Trebouxiophyceae, Chlorellales, Chlorellaceae. The coding region runs from base 1 to 1323 and encodes 440 amino acids. The record is from RefSeq and is a predicted model, not a curated record. The transcript has 8 exons.
AUGGCAAGCUCGCUCACAGUGCUGCCGGAGGUGGAGAACGUCUUACGCUCCGCAAAAGGCCCCGGACUACUCGUGGGACUGGAAGGCGACCAUGGCAUAAUUGUGAUUGGGGCCAUCGCCACAAAGCACGCUGCAGACAUGCCCAGCCUGAGGGAGGGUGCGCCCCAGGCUUCAUGGGACUCCCCCCUCCAUGUCAUGGCAUACCCCUGCCUCACCAGCGAGCGCCCUGCCCUCGCGCCUGUGGUCAUCACUCCUCAGCACAAGGUCAAGCCCGGCGCUGAGAUACACACCGCGCGUCUCCACCUGGACGCCCUGUGUUACGUUCGGAGAGACACCCCUGGUGCGCUUGCCGCCUACAAUGCUGUGAGGCAGUCCAUUCUGGAGCAGAUUGCUGGGGUGUCGCUCCUACUGAGCAGGGGGGAGCAGGCGGCAGGGGCAGCGACGAUCCAGGCCUACCACUUCCUGCCACCAGGAUUCCAGCACCACGUCUCGCUGCUGUAUCCGCUCGCCGCGUCCGCAAGGAAGGCCGAGGAGGCAGCCCUGGCCGAGAGGCGCGCCGCCAUACACGCCAUGCUGGGCCUCCCCAGUGAUCGACCCCUCCUACGGAUCGCGAGGGCUGUGCCCAUCGAAGCACCUGGCGCCAUGCUCCCGGCACCCUCCACCAGACGGUUGGCAGAUGUGCACGUCGGCAUCGCGCCCUCCAGGGUCAAGGGCGGCACCCAGCACUUGGUCCAGGGCAGCUACCUGUACUACCACUACAUGCAGGAUCGGUUCAACGACUCGGGAUGGGGCUGCGCCUACCGCUCCCUCCAGACCCUCUGGUCCUGGUUCCUGGAGGCGGGAUACACCAGCACCCCACCCCCCGACCAUGCCGCCAUCCAGACUAUGCUGGUCAUGCUGGGGGACAAGGAGCCCUCCUUCCGGGGCAGCAAGCAGUGGAUAGGGGCGGUGGAGCUGGGCUUCGUGCUGGACGAGGGGCUGGGCGUGCAGUGCAAGGUGCUCCCCCUUGCCUCCGGCGCCGACCUGCCAGACAAGGCGGCCGAGCUGGCGCACCACUUUGACAUGCAAGGAACGCCGGUCAUGGUGGGCGGGGGGGUGCUGGCCUAUACCCUGCUGGGUGUGGACUGGAACGAGUCGACAGGGGAGGUGGCAUUUUUGAUCCUGGACCCACACUACACGGGGGGCGAGGACCUGAAGAAGAUCCAUGCCGGACAAUGGGUGGCAUGGAAGCAGUACGGCGACAAGGCGGCGGCUGGGGGUAAGCUGCUGCAUGCCGACGCCUUCUACAACAUACUCUGCCCACAGAGACCCCUGGGCGUCUAA